This is a messenger RNA of Vicia villosa (hairy vetch), 1785 nucleotides long. RefSeq names its product protein PIN-LIKES 3-like. NCBI's taxonomy places the organism in Eukaryota, Viridiplantae, Streptophyta, Magnoliopsida, Fabales, Fabaceae. Bases 512 to 1726 code for a protein of 404 amino acids. The record is from RefSeq and is a predicted model, not a curated record. Gene Ontology annotation, cellular component: membrane. The transcript is spliced from 11 exons. Gene Ontology annotation, biological process: endoplasmic reticulum to cytosol auxin transport.
CAAGUUCAAAUAAUCGCCAAAAAAACGCGCUUUUUCAAAUCUUCGAUAACUCUCUCUCCCUUUUUAAUCACUUUUCUUGUUAUCGUUUCACUCUACUCACGUCACUGGAUAUGUCUUUUUUUCAAUUUUGAAUAAAAAUGAAUGACAAUUGCAUUUUGGAUUUUCUGUUCAAUCUUUUAGACUUGUAGUACUCGUUGUUAUUAGCUAAUAAUCGUAAAUUAGUGUUAAUUGAUUUUGUUAAUCUUUCUCAUUGCUGGCUUAUGUCGGCUACUUAACUAUUUUAAUUCACUGCGCUAAUAAGUAUGUUGUUUGGAUUUUCUGCAUCAAUGGCUUCAUGCAGCAGAAAAAAACAAAUGUGAAAAAACAGAAUAUUUUUAUAAAAUGAGAAGAUGAAGGAGAGAGAAAGAUAGGAAAAUUUAGAGAGAGAAAGAGGCUAUAAAGGAUUGUUGAAGUAAUAAGCUGUUACUUCUAAGUUUUGCUUUCUGGAUUAAGCAUUUGAAGAUUUGUGAAAAUGGGGUUUGUGGAGCUUUUGUAUGUUGCUUCAUUGCCGGUAGUAAAAGUGUUACUGAUAACUGGACUUGGAUUGUUUCUUGCACUUGAUUACACAGAUGUGUUGGGAGCAGAUGCAAGGAGUAAAGUGAACAGUCUUGUGUUUUAUGUGUUUAAUCCAUCGUUGGUUGGUAGCAAUUUGGCAGAAACAUUAACAUCUGAGAAUGUUCUUACUUUGUGGUUCAUGCCGGUCAAUGUUCUUAGCACAUUCAUAUUAGGUUCAGCUUUAGCAUGGGUUGUGAUUAAAAUUACAAGGCCUCCAAAGCACUUGGAAGGUCUCAUAUUAGGUUGCUGUUCUGCAGGAAAUCUAGGAAACUUGCCUAUAAUCAUUAUUCCAGCUAUAUGUAAAGAGAAAGGAAGUCCUUUUGGUGACCCUGACCUCUGUCAUAAAUAUGGGAUGGCUUAUGUUUCGCUUUCUAUGGCGAUUGGAGCAGUUUUUCUGUGGACAUAUGUUUAUAACAUAAUGCGAAUUUCAUCAAAUAAAGCCAAAUUGAUGACUUCAGGCAUGAUCUCAGAUUCACAACAAAACAAUAAUAUUUCAGAAACACUUAACUCAGCAAAAGAUGCCCCAGAAGAUGCAUAUACUCUACUGCUUCCAAAUACAGAAUUUCAGGAAAAGGUUUCAUUCUCAGAUAAAAUUAAGCGACAUUCGAAGAAAAUUUUAGACAAUAUCAAUUUCAAAACCGUUUUUGCACCAUCAACCAUUGGAGCAAUUAUUGGGUUCUGCAUUGGUGUAAUCACCCCAAUAAGGAAGUUAAUGAUUGGCAAUGAUGCUCCACUUCAUGUGGUUGAAGAUUCUGCAGCCAUGUUAGGUGAAGCAGCCAUCCCAACAGUCACUCUAAUAUUAGGAGCAAACCUCCUUAAAGGUUUGAAGGGAACAAGUACUCCAACAUGGACAAUUAUAGGAAUUAUAGCAGUGAGAUACAUUUUUCUUCCAAUAUUAGGUGUUGUAGUAGUUCAAGGUGCAAUCAAAUUGGGUUUGGUGCAACCAGAUCCAUUAUAUCAGUUUGUCCUUUUACUUCAAUAUGCAAUGCCUCCAGCUAUGAAUAUAGGAACUAUGGCUCAAUUGUUUAGAUCUGGUGAAAGUGAAUGCUCUGUUAUUAUGCUAUGGUCAUACGCUUUUGCGUCUAUAGCUGUUACUCUUUGGUCAACCUACUUCAUGUGGCUAGUUGUUUGAUUUUGUAUUAACACAUGGAUAUUAUUAUUUGAUUGUUAUUGAUUGAUAUUUUAGCUUAA